Pseudophryne corroboree (corroboree frog) is the source of this 666-nucleotide messenger RNA. RefSeq names its product phosphatidylethanolamine-binding protein 4-like. NCBI's taxonomy places the organism in Eukaryota, Metazoa, Chordata, Amphibia, Anura, Myobatrachidae. The transcript has a single exon. The record is from RefSeq and is a predicted model, not a curated record. The coding region runs from base 70 to 666 and encodes 198 amino acids.
CGUCGGAGUCUGUAGACAAGCUCAUUGACCAGAACGCAUGGUGGGGACUCCAUACCAGUACUUAUUUGAAUGUCAUUGUCAUCGGUUCAGUUCCUGCUUUCACUCAUAUCCAUUGCUUGCUGUAGACCUCUUUCAUGCGACUUUGAGCCUCUCAUUGGAGAUGACACCAAUUUCUGCAGUACUGAUCUUCAUGUUAUAUACCCCAAGAUGGGUGAUGCCUCCUGUAUUUAUAUACCAAACUGCUUUAACUAUGCUAUUAGCUUGACCCAAGUCUGGGGACCUCCGUGGAUCAAAUAUGACAAUGCCAUGGCAGAAAGGAUGUAUACCCUGAUUAUGGUGGAUCCAGACGUUCCAAGCAGAUUCAAGCCAAGAUACAGAUUCUGGCGACACUGGCUAGUCACUGAUAUACCAGGUUAUGUUCUCCUGAGAGGGGAAGAUGUAUCCGGAAAUGUUGUAUCAUCUUACCAUCGACCAAAUGUACCAGCACAAACAGGAUAUCACAGAUACCAGUUCCUGCUCUACAUGCAAAAUCCAGAAUAUUCUCCAUCCCUCCUUGAUGGCCAGGCGCCUCGUGCAAGUUGGGAUGUUACUGAAUUUGUCCAACGGUCCGCCUUGGGUGAUCCUGUGGCCACUUCACAGUUCAUGAUCAUUCACCCCCUCCAGUAG